CUGCCACACACCAACCACCUCUCCUGACACCUGUAAUGACAUUCUUAAAGCAAGUGAUUGUGUUUAUCACCAAAGCAACACGAGGAUAUUGCAAAGGAGGACAUGAGUGUGCAUAACCAUGUUCUGCUGUACUGAUUUAAUUUCUUCUGCUCAACCCCCCCAAUCAACAGCAAGGCCAGUCCUGUAUCAUUUAAGUUACAAAAGCUGGACUUUGCUUGAUGCUCACUUUGAGAUUUCAGACAAUUGGCCCGGAUACAGUCUGGAUUUGUUCACUUAUCCUCAGCACUACUAUGGAGAUCUGGAAUAUGUGCUCAUACCUCACGGCAUUAUUGUUGACAGGACAGAACGACUGGCCAAAGAUAUUGUGCAAGACAUUGGAGACAAUGAUAUUGUGGUUCUCUGUGUCCUCAAAGGUGGCUACAAGUUCUGUGCUGAUCUUGUGGAGCACAUUAAAAAUCUCAGCAGAAAUUCAGAAAGGUUCAUCUCCAUGAAAGUUGAUUUUGUUCGACUGAAAAGUUACCACAAUGAUCAAUCUAUGCAAGAUAUGCAGAUCAUGGGAGGAGAUGAUCUUUCAAAGCUGACUGGGAAGAAUGUUCUAAUUGUGGAGGAUAUUGUUGGAACUGGAAGGACCAUGAAGGUUCUGCUUAAUACUAUAGAAAAAUACAAGCCAAAAAUGAUUAAAGUGGCAAGUUUGUUGGUGAAAAGAACAUCUCGGCCUGAUGGAUACAGACCAGAUUCAGAAAGAGACAAAAAUGACUUGCAGUAUUGUGUUCUAGCAGUCUCUCUUCGAACUGCACAACUGGGCCUCUGAUAACGGAAAUUUGGAAUGAGGUGAGAGUGCUCAAAAUUGAGCUUUUGGAAAUAAUAACUCAGCAUAAAUACUAGCACAGAGAAAUAGAAAACAGAUCAGCUACAAAGGAAUAUUCAACAACAAUGGCAUGAGCAGCAGAAGAGUCAAGGAGAGUAAAAAAUGAAGUGUCAUAAAAAAACUUUAUCUGUGGAGUGUUGACUGGAAUGGAUCCACCAGUGGGUGUACAGGAAAGGUAUUAAAAUUGGUUAAAUAUGACCUGCUGAAUGAGUGUGGAGAUGGAAGCUUUCUGCUGAGAGCCAGUUUGGUCCUGGGCCCACUUGUGCCAUAUGGGAAGGAAAACCAUAAUAAACUGAAAUUGUUUAUCUUCCUCCAGAAACAUUUCACAUAAUAACAUGAUGCUAUUAACUGCAUUCAUGCUUUUAACUACAAACACCCAACUGAAACUUCCAGUACUAUUUUGCCUAAGCUGUAGACUAGACAGUCUCAGCUCUGUAAGGUCAAUCUCAAUCUGUGCCUUAAAUUUAAUCAAUGACUAGACACCGUUGUUACUCCAUCUGAAUAGAUCUCAGUAUUGUUCCCAACAGCCUCUCCAUCUUAUUUUCUGAGGUUUUUAGGUCUUCUCAUCUCAAGCUUUAUCCUAUUCCUCAGAACUUUAUUUCCAUUUCUCCCAACUCCUCUUAGUCUAUGUUGGGCAGAAACCUAUUUACAAGCUCAGCAGGUGCUGCGAGAGAGAUGAGGGAUGCUCUGGAAAGAGACACUGCUGAGUUUGCAACCAAAGAAAACAAACCUCACAAACUGCUGAGACCUGGCUGGCAGUCAAUGAUCUUUCUUGGGAGAUUUUAAGAAAAGUAGCAAAUAUUUAAUGUAAGGGUAAAAAAAGAAAAUCUCUGGUUUGUGUCCAGAAGUAUCAGAGUGAAGAAGUUAACUGCCUUGGGAGGCAUGGAGAGAGGACUUUGUGCCACCACCAUUGCCCAGCAUGGUUUCUUUGCUCUCAGAGCUUAGGCAGCAUCUGGGCCUGCAGCAGAAAUCCAGCCAUUGAGACAUAAAUCAGCACAAAAAGCAUCCUCCUUUGCUGCAGCUUCUCUAGCUCCAGUACUCAGACAAACACAGAACAGGGUUUAUCCAGGUCAGGUCUGGCACACUGUUAAUUCUGUCAGGCCUCAGCCAUAUCUCAGGGCAGUCUGGCCAAAAUAUGCCUCAAAGUGUUUUAAUAUUUUCCCCAUGCAAGUCACAAGCUGGACUCCAAAGCUAGCAAGUGUUUUCCUGAUUAUGGUCCAUUUAUUUCUAGAGAGACAGUCAAGUACAAGAACAUAUUUCAUGUGCAGGAGGGAAGAAGGAAACCAAGGCACAUCAUGGCACUGCCUCAGGCUAAUCUGAAGCCUUUGGUUGGGCACAGAUUUACCAGGGUUACUUUUCAUCCCUUAAAACUGUGUUUAGACUGUCUCAACUUCAGCAGUCUCCGAGACAUGUAAAUUAUUUUAUGCAGAAGCACAACAGCUUUUUGUGAAGUCAUAAUAGGUUGUGAAAACUGUAUGUAAAGCUACCCAAGGAGUCCGUGUUCUCUGUUUUGAGUAGCAAACUCACACCAUAGAAUACAGGCCCCCUCCUACAGAGGAACACAGACCAACUGACCACAAUUGCUCACAUACCCUGAGUUACAGAGUUAAGCCCCUGUGAAGUCUUAACAAGAUCAGAGCUACAGAUUUUAGUUAGUAUAGGUGUACACGUGAAAAGAAUAUCAUUUUCAAUAUGCAUGUUAUUCCAAACAGUCCUCUAGCCUCUUUUAAUAUAAUGGCAUCAGCCUAAAAUUAGGAAUGCUGAUACAAUUGUUAACUACAAGGGUGUAAAUUUGGGAGACAACAUUUAAAUGCAUUACUAAAUAUGGUGGGAAAGCAGCCGUGCAGUUCGUGAUAAGGCUUAACACACAUUCAUCCACCAACAUCCUCUGGGAGUCUCAGCUGUUGAGGUAAAUCCUCGUUACCUGAGGAGAGAAAGGCACAUCAUAGCUGUUCUCAGCCAUCAUUAGGCAGACUUUCCAAAGCUCGUAAUAAUUUACAAGGCCCAUUUCUAGUAAGACAAAAAGAGUGGAAUAUAAACUCUUGUUUAUGAAUCAUAACAGUCAGCGUGGGGCACAGCUGCUUUAUUCUGCUCUGAAGUUCACCUGCUUAUGAAUCCCAAGGCUUUCUCCCUUGAGGCUCCUCAAGUCCAACCUGGUCUGCCUAAAGCCACAGUUUCAUCCACAGCCAUUAUCCUGACACAGCAGGCAGAACCUCUCCGUCUUCCACUUUAAUUUGCUAAGAGAAACCCUUUCCUAGCCAAAGCUCUAAACUAUGUAAAAUUGUUAUCUGUUAUGUAGUGCAGGAGUGGCCACAAAGUGCUGGGUAUCAGCUGAGCCUAUGGGAUGACAGACUUGGGUUGAACUGGAAUGGAGAUAGUGGUGUUUUACCCUGCCAUUUUUGGAAGGGCUGGGUUGGGAGGAUGAAAAGGACAAUCACAGUUUCUUGUUAUGCAGCAGCCUGAGCCAGAAGCACAGUGUUCCUCAGGGCUCAGAGCCUCUCCUGGCAGAGAAGAGGCAGCAAUGCAACUCCCAGUGUCAAGUUCAGCACCCAGCUGAGGUCUCCUGGUAUUUUCUGAGCUCAGUUCUUAAUGUUAGAGCAGAUGGGAUCACAGUUUAAAACUGGAGAGAUGUAGGAGUUUGCUUUUCAUCACGAACAAGCCCUAAAUAAAAAAAUGUCAUCAAGCUACCUUUAUAAGCAUCCCUGCUCUUCUCCCAAGGGUUUGUGCUUCCCUCCCUGGCUGCUGGUGUUGCCUCGAUUCAGCUUCUUUCCAGAACCAGUUUUUCUCACCCUCUGCUGGUUCUCGUUCUUGCCCCCAGACUGCUGCAUGAAUGUGUGUUUUCCAGUCCAAAAAUACCGUUCCUGACCUACUAUUCCUUGCCAGCUCAUGGCUACGACGUAAAUAAUAGUGUGGGUGGGAAAAAGUUAUUUUGAAAAUCAAGAAAGUAGGUGAUUUCCAUGUUUAGGUUUAAUCAAAAUUAUAGUAUAUAUAAUUAUAGUAUAUAUAAUAUAUAGUGAAACACUACGGCACCAAUGCCUGGCUGAUGUUCUCCACUGCUGCUGAAAGGAGAUGCUGCCUUUACUCCUUCAGAUGGUUUUGAUAUAUAGGGAAAUGUAGUGUUCCAGUAGGUAGUACUGUACUUAUCCAUAAAAACUGAGAACUAACAGAUCAAGCAAACUUAUAAAUAAUUAUUUAAGAAUUUAGGGUUUGGAGGGGCUUUGGCUUUUUAUUAAUUUUGCUCUGCCUUGACACACUUCGCAGAAGUCCUUGGCCAGCUUAUUUUAAAAAGUCUUCUUAUUAGUCAUUCCAGGAAAACAAGCAUUUAUGAUUUGUUAUUUUGUCUAUAGGUUCAUCCAAGGUGAAAAAUCUUGGGAAGUUGCCAUCGCUCUUCUGAGUUAAUUCAACACAAAGUAAUCAUAUCAAAAUUUGCUCUAAAAGUUAGUUUUAAAAUAUGCCAUUAAGCAUUCAUAUGUCACCAUCUGCAUUAAGAGCUUUAUGAAAGACAAAAAGCAAUUCUUAUUUAUGUACAAAGUUCCUAUAGUAGUAGUUGUUAGUAGAAAUAUGGACAUAGAAAAACAAAUCAAAAUAAAAAUCAGAAUUUUCUAUCCCUGUUUUGAUAGUGUUAGCUAAAAGGUAUUUUUCUAUUUCUCAUAUUCUCAGUCAUUUUCCAGAACUCUACCAGGACUUCUGUGUUCAACAUUUGAAUACAAUCACAGAAUUCCUGUUUGAGGGCUUAUUGAGUGUGCUUCAUUAGCUCUGACCUUAGAAAUUCCAGUUAAGAGAACCAUCACGAGUCUGGUUUUAACUGAGGAUGCUCACUUUCCCUCCUUCCAACCAGUAUAUUUCAAAGGCAGCAUCCAGCUGCCAAUUUGCUCAUCUAAAUCAAAUUUCUUGUUGCCCUCCCUCAUGUUUUCCACAGCAGGUCCGUGCACCUUAUUUCUUCCAAUAUGUCUUGGGUGUGUUGACAGCACCACGGUGCUCCCAUUUAAAUGCUGAAUGAUCUCAGCAACUACAAAAUUGUUUUCUCUUCCUCCAGUGACAUUUUAUGGCACAAUAAGGCAGCCUUGAAGUGAGAACAACCGGCUUUAGAGGAAUGCCCUUUAUCAUUUCAGCCCUUCUGGCCAUGACAAUAGCAUAAAACAUACACUGGGCGUCAUCUUAGUUCCCGCCCCAGAUUUCUGUGGCAAUGCCAGAGAUGGCUGAUCUGCUUUUCCCAGUGCAUUGCAAUCACCGGUUAUCUUGGCAACCCCAGGUUUGCUUUCCCCACUCUCUGGACUGGGCAGGCACCUGCACAAGCCCUACACGCUGCUGAGACUCCACCUCACUCCCACCCUUGGUGCUGGUUCUGCACACUGGUGUAGCAAAACUCUGGAUUACAGCCUGGUGCCUCAUGCCUCUCCUACUAUUUGUAAUUAUUUGCAACACCUGGAGAAACUUCUAAGUCCUGCUUCUGGUUUUGGUCUGCUUCACCUGAGCAGCCAGCUUGCUCCUCUUUGUCUCUAAAGAUCUGUCAGUCUUUUCAAAAACAAGAACUUUUCUUCCUGACAAAGCCAGAUUCUUGGCACAUUCUUCCAGCAUUCCUUUAAACAUCCAGUCAGCAAACAACAGCACAAACAUUUGCCUGCCCUCUCAUUGUUUCCUGACCCUGAUUUACGAGAGGUCAGUGUGAUAGAUGUUUAAACUAACCACAGGCUCAGUUUAUGCCAGGCCAUUCCAUCUGAGCUUUCAUGUCGUAUUAAUUACAAUUCCUUUAAAUUCUGUUGCAAUUAAAAUUGAAAGCAACACUUGUAUGCUUUCAGCACCUCCCACCCAAAUACCACAUAUUGCUUGAGACCAGAUUCCACCCUUCUUCUCCUUUCUCGAUAUCACCUUUCCUUCUAUUCUUCAUAUUUUCAAUCCACUCUUGAAAAACAUAGAAGUUCAUCAAAUCAAGUGGAGAGCCAAGUGCAGUGACAUCCAAGAGCAAAGUGCUGCUUUAGAUAAGAUGGUUACAGGCUGGCCCUUUGCAGAUAUUUCUGAGCUGGCUUUCACAGCACAAACAUGGGAUGUGGCAAGCACACAGACUUAGAUUUUCUGUUUUAAAAAUUGAGAUGUUUCAGCCCUGAUUUUAGAGAAUCAUGUCAGCGCUGCUUUCAAGCAUUAGGGAAUGUGCCAAACCAAAUGAAACCAUGGUCCUGUAGAGGUUGAAGUGUCCAUGCUUUUCCAACCCAGCAGUGGUACUGCACAUGGCAAAGCGUCCUGUUCAGCUGCAGCACCUUGUCACAGCAAUGGCCAGCGGCACUGGGUUCAGCUACUUGGCCCCUCGCCCAACAGUUCAACUGCUGGAUCAUACUCUGCUUGCAGCACCUUGGCCUCUUCAGAAUACUACUCCCUUUUCCCCCCACUUCAUUUCUUUUAUUGCCUUCCUUCAUCUUUUGUUGUAUUUCUAUCUCUGCUUUGUCUUAAUUUCACUGGAACCAGCAGCCUUCAGCUGGGCUCUCAGACUGAAGGAUCUGCUGCGCUUCCUUUCUGGUCUCACAGGACUUCGGCUCAAGCUGCUGGCAUAAUUUCUUUCUUGUAGUUUCCCCCCCCCAGAUUCUACUGAAAUAACUGUUUGCUUUUCCAGUAAGAGAUGCUGCAUUCUACCAGGAGCAGGUGGUUCUCAUUUCAGAAAUUUCAGUCAAGAAACUGAAGCAUGUGACAUCUUGUGAAUCAUAGAUUCUUGCUCUCUGUCCUGACAUUUCUCUUAUCUUUCUGAGCUGAAGGCUGAUCCUUAAAAUGGAUAACUAAUUGAAAUUGCACACCAUGCCACUACAGUCCAGCCAAAUAAUAUCUAGACAAAUGGUUUAGGUGGAGUCACUGCAAAAUGCAGAAUUAGAAAAGAUCACUAGGUUUUGGUCUAGACAAAGUCUUUAUAUUUGUACUAUUGCUUCCCAAAUUAAUUAAAAAUUACAGCUCACAGCUCCUAAGUCUGUUUAAAAUCUCCUCAUAUCUUCUAUCAGCAUAACCCUAGAUUUAUUUUCUUCUUCAAAAAGUGCAACUUGAGAUCCUGUUUACCAUUUUGCAGCCUUUCUUUGCUCCUGCCUGAGAACUGGAGUGCUGCUGACCCUAACCAGCCACGAGGCACUUCAGCUUGUUCCAUGCCAUAGGAAGUCCAUCUGAAAAUGUACCACCUUUAGCCUGACCAUGUGUCCAGUGAGAAAAAAUGCAUAAGGGAAAAAAAAAAAAGCAAGAGAUCACAGAGACAAUUAUUUUUAAAAUAUGCAUUACAGAAGAUUAUCUAUGGCACAAGGGGAUAUCAGGUUCAAACAGCUAAAAUUCAAAAUCUGAAUGUCUUACACAUUUUAAAAUAUAUCUUUGGGUUUGGAUGUGUCUGGCUGGGGUCUAUCUCUCUCUUUUUGGCAUUAUCUGAACUGAGCUAGUUGAAAGCAGAUUCUGCUGACUCCAGACUCUUCCAGUUUCUAUCACUAGCCCAUCACAUAACAACAAUAACUUUACACUUAGCUCAUGAAGAUAUGCCAGAGAAUUUUCUUCCACACCUCGCUGCAGUCCAGACGGGCUGGAAGGCAAUGCAGUGUCCUGGGAGCAGCUAUGCCUGAGCCCAUAACAACUUUUUGUCCUACUUAGUAUCUGAAUGUUCUUGUUUUCAGUUGUGUGCAAAGGACAAGAGCUUGGAGCUUGUGCAUGUGCUAUUUGAGUGGCCCCUGAUAAUGUCAGUGCCACGGAGUUACAGUCAUCAUCCCUGAUAAAAGUAGUGUUCUCCUGCUCUCUUUUGCAGUGUGUGGAUUCUCUGCAAAAGAGGGAAUGGCAUAUUUGCAGGUGCAAGUAGCAAUCCUUCUCAAGGAUACUUUAGUCUCUCCCACCUUAAAAAAACCUGUCCUUAACUCCAGUUGCCCAUCACGGUGCACCCUCCUUCUUGCUGGAGGUCUGCUCCUUGAGCAGCACAUCAUUGCUCAGCGUUUCUUCUUCACUUCUGGCCUAGCUCUUCCCUGAUUCGGCUUCUGCCACUCAAUCAGUGUACUCGGCUCAUGACUUCCAUAAAGUUUGGAACUGGGGGCAAGAUGACUCUUUCAUUCCAAUUUUAAACUGUUACAUGUAAAGCUCAGGCAUAUUAAAGACAGAAGCUUGUGGGGGAAGGAGAAGGAAUAGUGCAUCUCUCUCAGCAGCUUCCUUACGAUCAGGGCUAACAAGAAACAGACUGUUCUAUUCACACCAAGCUUCCAGAAAGCCCAGAUCUCUCUUCAGUAUCCCAGAAAAGCCUCUAUCAAUUUAUUUCUAGCUAAUACUACCUCCCUCCUCUGAUCUGUCUCCUACUUUCAAGAGAUUUACUCAGGUUACUCUUCACGCUUUCAUUUGGUUUCCACAGUUCUAUUUCAGCUUCCACAUCUUUAAUCUUUCUUACAAGGUGUUAAGGGAUCCUUAUUCACUUUUCAGCAUUUUCUGGAAAGUCAAGAAAUAACUGUAUUCAAUCACCUCUUCUUCCCUCUCUGUACUUUGCUUCUGAAGGAUCUCACCAUAAAUACCAUUUCGGCACCUUUCUCCAUGCUUAUGAUUCACCAGCUUUUCUACUUCCUAUUUGUCACAUGGGGAUAUUUUUGGUAAUCUUUUUAAUGCCACUCCACUAAACACAUUUUCUUGCAAGUCUUGGGCUUCUGUGUCCUCUUAUUAUAGAAACCUGAUUUUGGUUUCUCACAUCUGUUACUCCCACCUUGUACAACUUGUGUUCCCAUAGUUCUGAUAUGGGUAGGAAAGCGGUGGUGGGUUUGUGUGGGGUCACCAGUCACUGUAACCUAAAAAAUGUGAGCAGGUCUCAUUGAGGUUUGGUGAAUGGAAGUAGAUUAAGUCUUGAAAACAUCCUUUAAGACUAACUUAUACUAUCCUUUGCUCAUAUUUUUUUGGUUUUUUUCUCUGCAUUUGGGAAGGUGGAUAAUACAUAAUCAAGCCUACCAGAUUUUUCUAAAGACAACUGUAUCCAACUGUGGAGGUGUAAACACAAAAGAGAGGGGCUGAGUGCCUGGCACUGACCGACAGGGAAUAACUGGGAGUAAUGAGAUUAAACUGAACAAAGGAAAACCACUGAAGGUUGAACAUCAGGAAAAUAUCCUGGCUGUGUCUAUCAGACCGUGGACUAAUUUCCCACGGGAAGUGGUAGAAACUCCAUCUCUUGAGUAAUUUAAAAUUAGAACAGAUAAAUCACUAAAAAACAGAGGGUUGGGAACAACCCAAUUGGAAUUGGAAGGGGAUGAACUAGACAGUUUUGAAAGAUGUAUUUAGUCUCAGUUUCUCUUAUUCUGAAAUUAAAUAACAAGACCUGUUUAGGGUCUGCUCACGCAGGACUGAUGAACCUGCAGCUGCCCCAUGUUCUCCUCAUUAUGGCCAGGUUGAAAUGCUAAUGUGACUCUAUCUGAUCAUUUGUUUGUGCUGCGGUAGCAUUAAAGCCUGAGCCUGGCAGGGAAACCAGAGGAGUUCCCCACGGUCCCUCCUCCUCCCCAAAUCACAGACCUGGUUGGGGACUGUCCUAAGGUUUUUCUGCCAAAUCCUUUGUUUUCGACAGAUUCCUUGUUAUUUCCUCUACCACGUACCCUGCUGGGCUGAGCUCCCCUGGAUGGCAGAGCUGAAGCAAUUUAAAAUGCAAAAUGCUUUACACAGCCCUGAUGGAACAGGGGCCACCACAGACAGCCCACUAAUUUCUCCAGAGCUACUGGGUACAAACAGCUUCUGUUGCCAUGGUUCACUCUUUGCUGCAUGUGAGAGAUGGUCCAGCUCCACGUGCAAUUACUGCAGUAAGGACUUGGCCCCAAAAUCAAAAAUAAUUCACGUUUCCAGUUCUCAAAAACAGCAGGCCAAGAAAAUGGCUCGUUUACAGUUGUGUCUUUAGCAACAGCCCGUGGUCCAGAUCACUGACUUUUCAAAAAAAAUCAGCUUUAAUACAGUUGUGCAGAUGCUUGGAAAAGCAACAAAGGUGAUGAGGCAAGUUCAGAGAAGAUACAAGUGACCUUCCUGUCUUUCUGUUACGUAACACUUCUGGUUAUCCCAUCAGCAGCGUCAGUCCACACAGCAUUGCUCUCAGUCCACACACAGCUGUUUUUCCAACUAAUUGAACUCUACUGCAAUGCAUUUUUUGGGGGGCUGAAGUGCUGAGGAAAGCUGAACCUAAACUGGAUUACAUUUUGAGGAUUUCUUUUGAAAUUAAACUUGUAACAUCAAGUUUAAGGAUCUGAUAAAUAACAUUUGAGUUCUGUUAUCUCCAGAACUGUCUUCAUUUUCUAUGGUUUGCUGAAGAGGACAACAGGUCAGGGGUUUUUUGUGUGUGUUACGUCUUUUUCAGCUGAGCAGCUCUACAUGGGCUGUUGCAUUUCUCAACUGGCAAAAGGCUUUUUUAAAAAAAAAUAUUGUUGGUUUAGCACAAGACACCUGAGAGUUUCCCAUCUUACAGUCAGAAAGAAGGAAAAUAAACUGACAAUCGUUGUAGUUGAUCUAUAGAGGGGAAAAGGGAAUUACUUGGGAAGAAGAUUGAUUUGAACUAUUUCAAGAUUCUCCUUUUCUUACCUAUCUGAGGACAUAAGUUUAGGUAAGUAAUGCAAUCCAAAUCAAGAGCUGUGAGUACAACUUAGCAAAAGAAAAAAAAAAAAUUACCUGUUGAUAAGUCAUUGGUUCAGAAUCAGGCUAACCUUCUUAGCUCUGAUUUUGUAUAGCUUUAUAGUUAUUCUGGAAGAAUUUUUUUCUCAUAUAAUGAUUAUUCUGCUUGCAUCCAGUCUUUUAUUGAUAAUUUCAUGUGUUAUACUUUCCAUUAUUUUAAUCUCUUUUUUGCAGAGGUUUAUAAUUUCUAAUAUCUUACUCAUCUUUGCUUGUCUCCAUUCCACAUUUACUUUGCCAUUUAGACAGUUUUUGCUUUCUCCCUGUAUCUGUCUUAUUUUUAUAAUCGCUGCGUAUCUUUUUUGAUUUUCCACAGCACAGCUUCACAGUAUCAAAUACUCAUGUUGCAAAAUUUCCCCUUGUAUAAAGAUCAACAAUAAGUUAGCUGGAAGUCAUUCGUAUUUCAUUAUACUUGGCACUGAGAAGUGCAGCUUUUAAAGAGCCUCCACCCUACAGCUGCAUCUCAUCAUUGAUCCAUUUAAAUGCACUAAUCUAGCCAAAAAGCAAAUGUUUCCCAUUACAACCUGUCUCUAAGUGACAUCUAUGUGCUAGUUUAGGAAUAGAUCUUCAUAACAGAACUACUUUGGAGGUAAACCAGGAAAAGAUAUUCCUCUGGUUCAGUGCUGAACACUUGCAUGCUUUUAGCCUGAAAUAAGGAUGGAGCCAUUGCUUCCAUCCAGUUCUGUAGUGGGUAAAAUAAACAUUGGGAGCGUUGCUCACUGAAUACAAAUUCUGCAAUUAUGGGUUGUGUGUAUGACCAGUUAGGUGACUAGAAAUUGGCUCCAACAUUGAUAGGGAUUUCUCCACAGAAAAAGGAAAAACCUUAAAAUCUCCGAAGCUCAAAAUGAACAUAAGGGAGAAUAUCUAGCAUACAACUAAUAUCACAAAGACCCUCAGGUCUUUAUAAUAGUGAUUGUAACACUAUAGCUUCAUAAAAGGAGUAAUGAGGCCUGAUCCGCCCACAGGCUAUCACAGAAGUGUGUGGGAUGGCUUCUGAGUUGGUUUGACUUUAUUGACAUAGUUAUAAUACUGGAAAAUCUGCUAAUCGAGAUGAAAUGUCUGAAAAAAAACCAAAAUGUGGGGUUUGCAGGUCCUGUGACACAGGCGCAUUUUGAAGUCAGCCUCACAGAUGAAAAAAAGUUUUCUUACAACAAAGAAGGAGCACACACAGUGUAUUCUAUACCAUAUUCAUUAUUUCAUAUAUGUUUAUGUUGAAAUAAUGAUCAAUAUCCAGUGCAGAUCGUCUUUCAGUCCCAAAGCUGCCUUUGCAUACUUCUCAGCAGCCGGUGGGCUGCAGGACUCUCCCCCGACUCCGCUCCGCUCCGCUCUGACAGCUGUCACAGGAGAACUAGAGGGUUUUAUAACAAGAGAGUGGGUAACUGUAAUUUUGGUACUCAGGAACUUGUGGGAGUCUGUUUCUUGGUUCCAAAGGCAAGUGGAUAAAUGAGAAUGUACAGUGAGAGAUGCACAGGCUUUGGAGCACUUUUCAGGAGCUGCUACCGGGUGAUCCAUGGAGGCCAUACCCAGCUACUUAUAAAUUCUGGCACCUUUAGAUAUCCUAUGGUUUCUCCUGAAGGCCCUUCUUGCUGCCAAAUGGUUUUUGUGCGUCUUCAAUGGAUGUCUGAAUCAUAGAUUAUGAUAAGAGUCACAAAACUAAGUCUAUUUUUUAUCUCCUUUCCAAAGCUGCUUUUGUGAUUCACAGUUGUAGUUAACAGUACCUUUGACCUCUGACGUGCCUUCCCAUACGCUCAGCCUUAAGACAGACUUACAGUUAAAGCCCUGAGUUGUAUUUGCUUUCUGAAUUAACAUCCCAGCUGUGAUAAAUGCGGCAAUGCUUGGAUACCAAAGUUAUUGUUUCACGCUGUUUGCUGGCAGCAUCAGAAGGAUAACUGCAGUGGUCUCAGUUCAAGUCACAGACCAAAGGCUGUCUUUUAUAGCCACAAGGACUGCAAAACAACCUGCUGUAGGGAGGCCUUGGUUCUCCAUCCCAGUUCCAUGAAAGGAACACAUCCCCAAUCACUGUCUUGUCCAGGUGAACAAGAUAAGGAUUUAAUCACUCCUCGCUACAGAAUACUUUAAAGAAUAUCUGUACUGAAAGUCCUUCUGUGAUGCUGAUCUACAGUGAACAAAAAACCGCAGCCCUUGUGAGAAAAACAAGAAAAAACAAGAUUUGAAUUCAGUUCUAAUGCAUUUGGCACACAGUUUAUGAUGUUUAACUCUUCACCUCAAGAGAGGUCAAUUAUAUCAUGUCUCAAUAUUUUACUUUACUCUGGACUUACACACAAGUCACUUGUGAAACAGAUCUCACAAUUUCUUAUGGUAGUGAACACCACUGCUCAAUUCUUUAUUACUAUUAAACGGACCCAAUUUCUAUGUCUAUAAAAAUGACAUGCCAAUAAAAAUGACUAGGCAUAUUGUUUCCAGGGUUACAACCCUUCCUGGUAUAGUUUGCGACAGCCAGACUACUAAAUUUUUUAACAUGAUGAAUGAAACUAAACUGAAAAUCAAUAUUUUCUUUUACAGAAGCUUUCAAAAUACAAGUCCUGGUGUCUUGCUCAGAGUAAAAAAUCCUUCCUUACUAAAGACAAACCUCCAGUAAUACAGAUCCUGCAGCACAGUCACACUUGCUCUCACCCCACAAAACGGCAUGACAAUUUAUAAAGCUAAAGAAUUAGAAAAUACCUAAUUAACAUAAUUGAAAUGUCUCAGUUAAUAUACUUGGUUAACAGCAGUGUUACCAGGAGAAAAUUCCCCCUACACACUUGGAUGGAAGCCUUACUGUUACCUCAUGUCAUAUUUAUUUCUUAAUAUAGAAAUAAUUAAUACUUUUAUAUGUGUAGUUAUACAGAGCAGAAUUGCACAGCUGUCUCCUGCUAGCCAUCAAAGGGAUGUGUUUUAUACACAGGAAUAAAGUGUUACUUUUUUCGUAAUUCUCCCAGUGUGAGGGCGGACAAAAAGAAAAUGGUCUAAUAAUAUGUCACUGCAGUUGCAGUAGUCUGGGCUCUCCCAGAAGUCACUGGAGAGAAAUGAGAACCCUGAGAGGUUGAUGCAGGCCAUCCUACGUGUGGUAUGAACGUGUCUGGUCAGCUUCUGUGUCUCUUCACUGACUAUUGAGCAAGCUUAGCAGAUAAGCUCAGACCAAAUGAAUAAUUUAUAGAUGGGUAAAAUCAGGCGUCAUGAAUACCAUCCCCAGUGCCUAGUGCACUUGGAGAGUACAAGGCAAGCAGAAAAUUUCCCUUGCCUCAGGAUGUUAGGGGGCUGUCUUAUUAGGCUCCCUGUUUGCCCAGAAAGGAGUCCUAUUGCAGCCAGAUUUGUAAGGAUUUGCUUGUUCCUGGAACUAGCAACAGUGCCCGUGCUGGAACACCUGUACCUGCAGAAAGAACCCCUCAUUCUUUUCUUCACAUCGAGCUAAAUUGCAGCUGAAUAAGGCAUUCAUAUUUUUUAAAGAGUACCCAGAAUACAUUUUGCUAAUCCAUUACUGUUUUCAAUAUUUCAGCUCCUGCUCUGAAUUGGAACCAAAAACAAGUCUUUUCAUUAAAAGCCAGAAGAAGAGAGCAUGAGAUCCAUUUAAUUAAAGCAUUUCCUGCCAAUACGCUAAGGGACAUUUAGAUUCUGCACGCAUCUUAUGCAUAAUCAAUGGAAAUUGCAUGAGCAGAAUCUGGAAAGGCUUGGAGCAAGCCAAUGUAAAAUGAGCAAAGGCUACAAUAGUCUAGACCCUAGAUUAAAAAGCUCUGGCAUUUAUCAGAGAAGAACCAAAAUAUUUAGCUACUAAGUGGGCCCCCUGUCUCUUGAAGAGUGUCAGGUGAGCUCUGACAUGGUUUAGAGCACCGAGUGCUCUGCACUGAGUGCUCUAGCAAUGCUUCUGCAGAGGAUGCACAAUCCCCUCAUCCAGAAUUACCAGUCUCCCAAUAUCUGGCAUAUCUUCCAGCUGGAUCAGUUAUUUCUAUACUCUCUCUCAAUGGAGAGCAGCAUAAGAAGGGGAGGGCACUAGUGCAUUACUCCAGCAGUCUGUGAAAUAACCAUUUGGAUCCAAAUGCAGCUAAAUCAGGCAGCUGUUUGAGGUAGCUGUCUUCAGGCAUCACUAACAUGGACCAUCCUUUACCGAUGACCUAAGCAGCGUGCCUCACUCUCUGCCCUCACCUUUGUUCUUGUAACAACAAUAUUGUCAUGAUCAUGAAGAGCAUAAUCCUCCAAGCUGGAGUCAGAAAACAUCUUGCAGGAGGAAAAGCCAAAAGAUGACUUCUGCAGUGUUUCCACGCAGUUCAUCCCCUUCACUAAAGCAGCUAACUAUUGGAAGGGACUUGAGCUCUACACAGAUGUUAUUUACCUCUAUUUUGAAAUGCAGAAAGUUGCAGUAAUCUGUUUAUUUUUCUUUAACUCUUUUGUACUCUGGAAGUAUCACACAGUUCAGAAGGCAAUACGACUAACUUUUAAGAAAACUAUUUUGCUAGCACUGUUUUAACAACUGUUGCUUUGUAAAAGAAAUGCAAUAAAUAAGGAAAAGCAGAUUAAAUAAACAUAGAAGCUAAGAACAGCCCAAAACAGUUUUAGUGAAUAGAGAAGUUUGACAAAUGACGACUACUGCAAAUCUUUGUUUUUUCUCUGGCUUACAUCAAGAUUUCUCUAAAACUUAGAUGAUGUCUCCAGAAGAGCAGCCUGACACAAUGCAAAUGGAACGGAACCUGUUACUCCUGCUGGGGAUGAGAAGAGCAAAUAGGAAUAUGUCAUAUCAAGGAGGAGGGUUUUUCCUUUGGAUUUCCUUUUUAUAUUAAUCAGAUCCAGUUACUCAGGCUAAUUACCUUUAUGGAAGUUGUAUAAUACUUGUGGCCCUCACUUCAGGCAGUGAUAUAGUCCUGAACUCUUAACAGUCCAUCCCCACCUGAUCAAAAGGAAAGACCACUCUCACUGUAUCAAAAAUAUUAAUCAAUCCCUGACCUUAGACAUUGGAAAAAAAUGCUUUGCAUUACUGUGCUCAGAGUUUGUUUUGUAUUUUGCUUAGGCCUUAAGGAGUGCCUUGAGAAUUAAACUAACUUGGACUGUUUUCCCUUGCCGCCCUUGCAAUGCUUUGGUCUAAUCCUGCAAAUGACCUUUGUGUGGACAUAUUUUGCAUCCACAUGGAGCCAUUUGGAGUCUGGCACAUGUGAAACAGCACAAUACUGCAGUGAAGAGUUCAAGUAUAUCCAAUGAGUUAAAAUAUUUGGCUGCUGCUUUCUUCUGGAAAAGCAGUUCUGAAGUGAAUGUCUGAGGGUGUCUCAGCAGAAGACUGGGCUGAAAAUAUUCUGUAAACGUGGCUUUGUUCCUUAGCUCAUUACUUUCCUUUCAACUUCUCCCAGCAUUAUGUUAUUGCUGAUCAGAUUUCUGGAUUGAUUUUUGACCAAAUUUGAAACUGUAAGUUCAUUGCCAAACAGGGACAAAUGGGUAGAGGUUGCUGGCAAUUAAUUUAGUCACACUAGAAACAUGUUAUAUUCAAUGCUUUCUUCAGUCAGUUCUUCCACACUACAGUUUGCAUAGGCAAUCAACAUAGCCUUUGUACAGAAAAAUAGUGAACAUUUCUGUUCAUUCGCUGCUAUGAUUUACAUGGCUGGAUUCCUAUGUUGGUUUUCUUCUGUGGAGGCAGAUGAGCUACUUGGAACCUAAACUCAAUCCUGGGUGUCCCUUCUGCACGCAGUUGCCUGUGAUGUUUCCUAAAGUUACAGCAGAAUCAUUCAAUUAGAUCAGUAUCUCUAACUCCGAGCAGCCAGCAACUUCUGUAGCAUUUGACAUUUAUUCAAAGGGUUUGUAAAACACCAAAAGAGAAUUAAUCGGGUACUUUCUUCUUCUUGAAAGCAGCAUUCUUAAGCAAUCCUGUCUCUGGAAGUAGUGGUAUUUAUAGUACUUCUUCCAGGAAGUUAUAGUGACAGUUUAGUUCUGUUAUAAUACCAAACAGAAUCCUAAUCCAGCCUCUUCUGAAAAAUUCAUACCAUACACACACAAAUACAAUCCUUCUUGCCUCACAGGUGUUUGUUUUUGUUUUUUGGUUGGUUGGUUUGAUUGUUUGGGUUUUUGGGGGAAUUUUUUUGGAAGGGUCAUGCUUCCCUGAAUGUUGUCUCCCCAUUUUCCAUCUCACUUCUUAAAAUUUGUAACAGAAAGAUGGAAAGUGGUGGGGAGAGAAAACAACAACAAAAAAAAAUCACAAAACCCCCACCCCCAACCAACCAAACCUCCCCCCAGUGUAAUAUCACUUUCAGAGCCUAGUCCCCAUAAAUAGUAAUCAGCUUACAGGUUUAGACAUCUUCUGGCCUUUAGAUGACUCCUGCUGUCCUAGAGAGCAUCUCUCGUGUCUCUUCAGUGAAAACAGAGCUGAGCAGGGGUCGAUCAGCAUAAGUAGCAGCACAUGAAGUCAUAUUUAGCAGCCAGUAAGAGCCAAGUACCUGGUUUCCAUAGGGUGUCUGGCAGUGAGGUUCUGAUGAGCUCAAAGUGAAGUAAAAGCUCUUUGGAUAGAGUAGAUAAAAUAAGAGAGCAGCAACUGACACAUGGGGUGUCACCUUUGGGUGGGUCACGUCAUUUUUGGAAGAAGGGAGGGUUUGAAUGAAAUCAAGAUAUUCAUGUGACAUGUCUAAUUUUUUUAUUCCUCGGGGUUUUCUCAAUGCCUGAAAGCUGUCUUGAUCCAGCCCAGUUCUAGAGGAAGAUCUGUUUAAGGACAGAGCUCAGGAGAAAGCUGCCACACUUUGCUCAUCUAGGGGAAGUUGUGGAUAGUCAGAAGAAAUACAGGAUGGGUAGCCUGAAUUUUGGAGACAGCUGUUAGCACCUCUGUGCUACUAAAACAAGGUUUCACUAAUCAGCAGAUCAAGCUGCUGAUUAUAUGAUAAAGCAGGGAGAGAGUGAUAACACUGUUGUCGAUUCAUCACCAGCUACUUCCACCUGAAUUGUCAGUUCAGUAGUUAAACUAAACAUUUUACAAAAUAAAGCUGAUUUAUCACCUCCCAGAUGACAGCACAGAACCAAACACAGAGCUGUUAUUGCAGUACAGGAGCUAAGGUAACUCAAAUGGUCAUUUCACUUUUCUCUGUCAUUCGAGCACUUAAACCUUUCCUGUCAUGGCCAAUUUUAAAUAGGUUGGAUAUUUAUUGUGUUGAACUCUUUUAAACUGUGCGUGUGUGGGAAGGGAGGGUUUCUGAGGGAAAAUGCUGCACAUGUAAUAGUCCCUGCUGGCUUUCUAAAACAAGUUAACAUUGUUUGACCUAAAGUGAAUAAACCCUCAGCAGAACUGAGGCCGAUGACUUUAUCUGUUAGACUCUGGCUCCUCUAAUUUAAAACAAAUGAAAGAAUGUAGAUAGUUUAAGUGAAUGCAGAAGAGAUUGGAGUGAUUUUUUUUCCCCUAGACCUUUAAAAAAUUAGGAAAUCCAGCUGUAAACAGACAUGGCGUCUUCAGAAACAUUGUCACUGUUGUUAUUCCACAGUGACAGUUUCCAACAGCAAAGCAAGAAAAACAAGUUUUGCUUUGCUUAUGGUUUCAGAGUGUGUCAGUAGAUUUUCAUUGCUAGGAACCCAAGUUAAAAGUAUUAAGUGAGUUCUGCUGGGCUCCUCCUAGCCAUAAUCUUGCUUGCUCAAAUUUUACACUGCAACCCAUUCCCUUGGGCUCACUGAAUUAUACUUGAAAUUGUUUUUGUCUCUGGCUGGAUGAUAGUAAAUUCCUGCAGGCUUGAACAAUUUUGUAUUUCCUUACAGAGUACCAAGUUUGCUGUUGGAGGUGAAAUACUAAUGCCACAAACCCACCAAAAUGUAUCCAACCCCAGACUCAGAGUAGCAGGGAUGGUUAGUGUGAACAUCUGAGCUGAUUGCUGUAAAAGCCAUGUGUCAGCCUGCCUUGGUGCACUUUGGUAGCUUCACACAAACGUGUCUGGGUCCAGUUCAGGAAGAUUAUACCCAGGCAUAGACAAGAGUAUUAAUAAGUGCUAAGUUAGGUUAUGAAUUCACAACACAUCAGAAACUUUUCAACAUCUCUGCUUUGGACACAUUUUUCAUGGAAGAAUAACUUUUCUCACUACUCUGUUACCCUUUUUCUGAGGGGAAGUGAAGCCUCCUUCCUGAACACAGCUUUCUCUCUGUUUGGUGAUGGUUCAGGGAUGCUGGCCAGAAGGAAGAGUCAUCUUGCUGUCUACUCCUGGUUUCUCCUUCUGCUUUGGACUUUGUCACCCUGACCACAUGAGGAGCAGUGUCCUGACAGACACAGAUCUCUUUUCACACCUAAGCUUUGUUAUC
Molecule: messenger RNA, 18724 nt
Organism: Myiozetetes cayanensis
Lineage: Eukaryota; Metazoa; Chordata; Aves; Passeriformes; Tyrannidae
Gene: PRTFDC1
Product: phosphoribosyl transferase domain containing 1
Exons: 9
Coding region: 119-811 (230 amino acids)
Biological process (GO): purine ribonucleoside salvage
Molecular function (GO): hypoxanthine phosphoribosyltransferase activity
Source: RefSeq, a predicted model, not a curated record